Debaryomyces tyrocola is the source of this 225-nucleotide messenger RNA. Lineage: Eukaryota; Fungi; Ascomycota; Pichiomycetes; Serinales; Debaryomycetaceae. The record is from the annotation of a GenBank genome assembly.
AUGCCUUUGAUGUUUACUCUUGUUUAUAUCACCAAUGCAUUGAUAGCUGCUGGAUUCAAGGAGAUGAGUAGUGAUGAACUCAAGGAUAGUUAUCUUGCUUCACCUGAUGAUGCUCUUGAAGAUGUAAACAUUAGCGACGACUUUUUAUCCAAGAAAUAUAAGUAUCCAUUUGGGAUGCUAAAAAUAGGGAAUAUGAUAUCCAAGAAUAUUUUAAUGAAAGGAUAG